Molecule: messenger RNA, 1001 nt
Organism: Tripterygium wilfordii
Lineage: Eukaryota; Viridiplantae; Streptophyta; Magnoliopsida; Celastrales; Celastraceae
Exons: 1
Coding region: 1-789 (262 amino acids)
Cellular component (GO): nucleus
Source: RefSeq, a predicted model, not a curated record
AUGUCGAGAUCAUACAACAAUUUUGACAUCGCCGACCAAGCCCAAGUAGCACAAGUGGUGGUAAUCAAUGUUAAUAAACAAACAUAUAUGGAUAAAGACUACUUUUAUAAUAUAUAUAUAAACAAAGACUCCAGAGUUUCAAGGCCUGCUUGCUACCUCCAACAGUCGGAAUCGGUGGCUAUAGUGAUUAUUGAGCCCCUUAUAUGUAUACCAAACAGCAACCACGUUCCCCUUCACAUCCAUUUCGCUCUUCCUUUCUGUUUAAUUAAGUUUCCAGAGUGCGAGACGGAGUGUUUGUUUUGUUUGAACCAUAUAUAUAUAUAUAUCAUGAGUCCUGCUUGCAAUCUUGAUCUUGAUCAUCAUAGCGGCAGCAGGAGGGAGAUCAACUGUCUACGUCCUUCCCUGUUGAGGAUCCACAAGGAUUCGCAUCUCAUACACAAAUCUACCUCCUCCAAUUCAUGGUCCUCCUCCGUUUUAGCUCCAAAACAGCAGCAGCGUCGUCCGGUCAUUACUUACACGCAUUCUCCGAAGAUUAUCCAUACGAAACCUGAAGAUUUUAUGGGCUUGGUCCAGAAACUCACCGGGCGUUCGAGUUCGGGAGAUCAAAAAAUAGCACCGCAAACAGCGGAUUCCAAGUCUGAAACAAACGUUAUUCGUGAGAAUUGUGAUGGUGGUGGUGUUGAUUUGAAUGAACAGAAUUAUUGUCUGGCUGAUAUUCCUCUCUUUACACCAACAUCCGCCGCCCAUUUCUUCUGCUCGCCAAACAAGGCUUACUUCCUUGCAAAAUGACGGAUUCGUUCUUGUUCAUGUAUAGGGUUCUUUUCCUUUUUGUUAAUCUUUUUGAAAUUUUAAGGAAAACGAAAAGAUCAGCUAGCUUUAGAGAACAUUGACAAUUAAGUAAUGUCAAUUAUUGUAUUAAGUAAUGACAAUGGACCUAUCAACUUAGAACAUAAAAGCUAAAACUAAUGGAUCCAAAUAAAUUGAACGUUGUCCAGCACAUA